AGGAUCGUUGAGGCUGCAGACCCUGAAUUGGGAUACAGCCGUAGUUACCCCACUCCCAUCCUGGGCCAACAAAGCCACGGACUGUGUACAGAAAACAUCAUCACGGUUCUGCCAACAGUGGGUCACGUAGCUUUAAAUGCAGUUGGGAGUCUGAAUGCUGUACACGCACUGCAGGAUGACUUUUACAUUUCCUUCUAUACCGUUUUAUAUCAUCACCUUCUCUUGUAUUUCCUCUGCUUCACGGUGUGGUGGCAAACCUGCAUCAAAAGCUGGACACCAUCAAACUUGAUGCCACUGAACGUCUCCUUGAGUCUGCUCUGUAGUUGGAGCUCAUCUCUAAAAUCCCUGGUAGAAACAAACAAGACCAAAACCAUGAACAACACUCCAAGUUUUACUGCAUUUUUAAAUGUUUUAUGCAGUCCCUGGUUUGAAUCAGUGGUUAACUCCUCCCUACUGCCGACCAGAGCCACUGCCCACGCUGUCCUGUAUUAUAGCGACAUUUUUACAGAGUUUAUUAGGCAAAACCCCCCAAAAAACUUGCAUCACUAGCCUGAUGUCUUUGCAUAUGCCCUUUGCUUUUGCCCCGUUUAUUGACAUAUUUCUAUACAUCUCCUCCCAAAGGCUGUUCGCGUUGAUCGUCUACUUUAACUGCGUUUGAAAAGUAUCCGUAGAGCGAUACUCUACUUUUGAGCUCGUUCAGCCACGCCCACAUCGAGUCAGUAACUCACACUUUAACCAUUAGCGCUCCAAAAGUAAGACAGGCUAGCGUUUGCCACGGUACACAAUGAACACGUGUUAUUUCCUACAGCACCUUAACGCAGCAUGAGGAGAGCCGUCCUGCGCCAGGUCAGAGAAACACCUUCAGGGUUUUCAUCUCGUCUUUGAGCAUCUUUCGUACUCAUGAAAACAGCACACGGACAGAAGUGCGCUAUUUUACUUCCCCUCGCGGUUUUCUACGAACUCUGGAAGUCGGUUUACUUUGUUAGAACAGAAGGAGCCCACGCUGGAGCCCAGAUGUUUUUAGUUUGACCCUCUGUCUGCCUCCGCGGGUAAGUCUGAAUGAAUUGCUUUAACAAGAAAACACUCGAUAUAUUUAAAUAUGAAAGAAAUAAGCAGAUGCGUGUUUCUAUAUUUGUAAUAUAGCUGAUAAUCUUCUGUGUUCUUGUUCUAAUUUAUGCCGUUAUGUCUGCUUCAGGGACACAGCGUUCUUAGAAAAUAGUUCUCGGUACCUUCGUGUUCCCUUACACAAGACCCAGACACUCCCACUCCUGAACCCAGUGAAGAAUUUGGUGUGAGAGGGAAAAACAGUCGCAUCAGCUCAUAAAAAGCACGAGUGAUAUUGUUGGGUGGAUGUUUAUCGGUGAUACAGUAAAAAGUGGGUGAAACAGAGGAUUGGCCGUGGCAUCUAGACUGCAGCUUAUUUGUUUGCCCCGGGAAAUCUGCUGAACUGAUUCCUUCCACAGUGGAAGAAGCGAUUGCAUCAGAUGACCGCGGGAUGUUCUCACGUCACAAGUUUAACAGACUAGUCAGCAAAACCAAAUCGAGUCUUCCAGCUCCAAGUACCAGUCAGUCUGCCAGGCUGCUGCAGGACUGACCAAUGCAUCCCUGCUUGAUACUUCACUACAGUCAGCGUCUUCAAACGAUGCUGAGAAGGAUGUUGGUGACGAGGAGGCUCCUCCAUGUGAAGGGAGACGUGAUGUGCACAGUUCUGCUGCUGGUGCUGUUCUGUUUCCUGCUGUAUGCCCGACACGUUGUGCUCUCCACUGGAUGGGAUAGACCUGUGUGGAAGCUGCACAUCCACGGCUCCACCAGCCCCAGUCGGACCCUGCUGGGAGCCACUGGAGCUAAAGUGGGCCAGGACUUUCAAGGGGCGUUCCCGUCCAGGGCUUCAGGGGUCCAGCCACCUCCAUGUAAAUCCCAGUCCAGGUCGAAACCUCCCCAACACAAAUCCAAGUCUAAGGGCAAAUCCAAGCCACGAAGGAAGAACGCUGUGCCGACCAAGACUGCGGCCAAUCCCCUACCCACGAUGCCACAGUUUGACUUUGAGGCUUAUCUGAGAGAAAAGGACAACAGAAACUUCAAGCUGCUCAUAGACCAGCCAGAAAAAUGUCAUAUCAGAGGAGCAGAGGAACAAGGAGGAGGGUCUAACAAUGCCCCUUAUAUGCUCAUUGCAGUGAAAUCCAUAGCAGCAGAUUUUGAUAAACGUCAGGUAGUACGCCGGACGUGGGGUAAGGAGGGACAUUUUGAAAAUGACGUGUCCAUCCGCACAGUUUUCCUCUUGGGUGUUCCCAAGAAUCGAACCGCUCUGCCUCUGUGGGAUCAGCUCCUGUCCUACGAGAGUCAAACCUAUAAGGACGUCCUGCUGUGGGAUUUCGAAGACACCUUUUUCAACCUGACGCUAAAAGAAACACACUUUCUGAACUGGAUCAACAGCAGCUGUCCUCGUGUCAAGUUCAUCUUCAAAGGUGAUGCUGAUGUGUAUGUUAAUGUGGAAAACAUACUGGAAAUGCUACGAGGCCAACAGCCAAACGAGGAUCUGUUUAUCGGUGAUAUUAUUAUCCGUGCUAAACCCAUUCGCCGGCGCACUUCCAAAUACUAUGUGCCAGAGUUUUUGUACGGAGGGGGUCUGUACCCCGAUUAUGCUGGCGGAGGAGGGUUCGUUAUGUCGGGACACACAGCUCAGAGACUGAGCUCCGCCUGUCGACAGGUGGAAUUGUUCCCCAUCGACGAUGUCUUUCUGGGAAUGUGCCUCCAGCUGAUCGGCAUCAAACCAUCGCGACAUCAGGGCUUUCGGACCUUUGGAAUUCCCCGACCGUCAGCAGCUCCUCACCUUCAGACGUUCGACCCUUGUUUUUACAGAGAACUCAUGGUUGUUCACAGCCUCAGCGUCCCCCAAAUCUGGCUCAUGUGGAACCUCCUGCACGACCCCAAACUGAGCUGCCACAACAGGACCAGCCGGACGCCCCGGCCUUUUAAAUGGAGGGGGGGGCUGGGCUCGAUGGUGGGGGAGGAGACGGACUACGAUGAGAAACGGGUGUUCGUCUCACAUUAGUGACCCUACAAAAUGGUCAUAGCACGAGACUGGAAAGGCUCGUGAGGCGUUCAAAAGCGCAGCUGAGUCAUAUGAGACUUUAUACAAGCUGGCUGGCAGUCGUGGGGGAAAUGAACUGACGAAGGCCAAAUGUGUUCCAGAUUAUUGAGAAGAAAGCCCCGAGGGGAUUUUAGUUUGACAUCAGAGCCCCAUUUGUCUUUUCACACUGUGGCUGUGAACAGUUGGGACUUUUAAACCUUAAUGUAUUUACAUUGUUUACGUCCAUACAGUUCCACGAGAACAACCAAAGAAAGUGCGGUUAGCUGGUUUAACCCCAUUUGCUCGAAGCUGUCACGUUGUUAACAUUCAGACUGUGGACAAGACUGGAAAUGACUUUGUGUAGUGGGAAGGGAGCAGGGAUUUUUAGAGAUGCCCCUCUCUUCUUUGUAACGCUGCCCAGAGGCGCCAAUGGAAGGUCGCAUUAUCUGUUCCCCAGAGGAGCAGCAAAUCAAGUCUAAAUAGAAACCACCUGCAUGAUGCAAACCAAAUGGCACCAAGGCUCACUGAAACAUGCACACUAACUAAACCUCUGCCGCAGUUUGGACGUAUCCAGUUUCCUGAAUCUCAGAGUAAUCUGCCAAAGUUCACACAUGUAUACAGAUCACAUUUAUGUCCGUUAAAACAAAAUAAACAAUCUCGUGUUCUCUGGACUUUAGUAGAAUUUGCCUGUUUUUGCCAUGUUGUGUAAGAUUAGUCUAGAAUAUUAUGGCUGAUAUGGUCCUCAUAAAGACAGACAAAGCAAACAUGGACGGGACAGCACUGAGGUUCAGUAUUUAGUGUGGCAGACUUCAGCAAAGUGGGUUUUGUUUUGGAGGCAUAUUGUAACCCUGUCAUUACUUGUUUGACAUUUCAAUGGGUCGAGAUAAGACAAACAAAACCAAAUGUUCAACCAGCUUCAUCAGAUACUUACAGCGAUUGAUAAACACACAACACAGAUAAUUACAGAACAAUAUGUAAAUAUAACAUCGGCUGAUCUGUCCCUCUCUCUGAUAGGUCAACCUGAAUGCAUGGAUAGGCAAGGCAGGUUUAUUUCUAUAGCACAAUUCAACAACAAGGUGAUUCAAAGUGCUUUACAGAGACAUUAAAAAACAAAAACAAAUAAAAAGCAUGAUUUAAAAUUGAUUAAAAAAAAAGCAAAGCAAAAAACAGUCGAUAAAAUCCAUCCUUCUUCAUCCGCUUUAUCCGAGGCCGGGUCGCGGGGGCAGCAGCC
This is a messenger RNA of Maylandia zebra (zebra mbuna), 4301 nucleotides long. The record is from RefSeq and is a predicted model, not a curated record. Lineage: Eukaryota; Metazoa; Chordata; Actinopteri; Cichliformes; Cichlidae.